AACAAAAAAAAAUGUUUUCUGCUGUAAACAAAAUUUUUGCCGGCAACAAAAACAAACAGUGAUAAACAGUGAGAUAUAUAGAAAAUAUUCUACAAGUGAAUUUAUUGUUUGAUUAUCAGUCGGGAGAAAAUUGAGUAUUAAAGAAAAAGCAACUGAUAAUGGGUUCAAUAAGUGACGAAAAAGAGGAUUUGAUUCCUCGACCGUAUCAAAUUGAUCUCUUUGAAAAAGCAAUUGCAGAAAAUACGAUAAUUUAUCUUCCCACGGGAUCGGGAAAAACAUAUAUUGCGGUUCAAGUUGUUAAAAAAUUGAGUGCUGCAAUUCAAGGUAAAUAUAGCUCUGGAGCGAAACGAACAAUUUUCAUAGUGAAUACAGUUCCACUUGUAACGCAACAAUCAACUUAUCUCGCCAGACACACUGGUUUAAAUGCCAAAGGUUUCAGCGGCGACACCCGGGUCAAACAUUGGGACAAUAGAAAAUGGCUCAGUGAAAUCGAAGACACGCCGAUUUUAGUAAUGAUAGCGCAGAUAUUUCUAGAUAUUGUAAAUUGCGGCGCCCUGCCACUCGAUCGAGUUAAUUUAAUUAUAUUCGACGAGUGCCACAGAGGCGUCAGCGAUCAUCCGAUGAGGCAAAUAAUGCAGAGAUUCGAGAAAUGUCCCCAGAACCAACGACCAAGGGUCUUAGGUUUAUCGGCUACUCUACUUAAUUCCAAUGUCGAUUUGGAUAAAGUUCCAGAGACAAUCGAGUCACUGGAAGUCACUUAUAACUCGAAAAUAGCGUCAACUGAAUCGUUGGCUAUUGUCGCUGGUUUCUCGACAAAUCCAAGGGAAAAUUGUAUAAAAUACAAGGAGCAAAAGGAAUGUGCGAAAGAAGUGGAAGAAAUUAUAAGCGAAGUGACGAGAAUGUUGAAAAUAAUACUAAUACCACAACCCUCGGAUAUUAAUCUUUCAACGUCCGUGUUCAAGCCAAAAUCGAGAAGCGAGAAAUUAAUUAACAUUUUAAUUGAUAUUAAGGACAAUAUAUUCAACACAGGAUCAUUUGGAGGAAGUAAAGCUGUUUUAUUACACAUGAUACAAAUAGAGGGAAUAAAAAAAGUUGUUUCCGAACCAGAAACAAUAUUCGUCUUGGAUUACAUUUUCACAAAACUGAUGACUCUACGAAAAUUUUUUGACAUGGAAAUGAAUGGCUUCUCACUGAGGGAUCAAAUUUAUCAAUUCUCAUCGGACAAAGUGAUAAAAUUGAUAGCAGUUCUAAAGCAAUUUAACACUAAAAAAGAUCCUGAUCAAAAUUUUUGCUGUAUUAUUUUCGUUCAGCGCCGCUUCACUGCACAAGUUUUGUAUCAUAUCUUGAAGAGUCUUCAAGAAUCAGACGAAGAAUAUAAAUUUUUGAUGCCGAAAUACAUGGUGGGAGACAGUAGCGAUUCGUUCAAAAAUACCAGAGAAAAUAUGUGUACUGCCAGAUGGAAUCAGGAUGUAUUGAAAAGUUUUCGUGAAGGCGAGACAAAUUGCAUCGUCGCCACCGACGUAGUGGACGAGGGCGUCGAUAUUCCCGAAUGCACAUUAAUUGUUCGCUUCGAUUUGGCGAUGGACUUUCGAUCCUACAUUCAAAGUAAGGGACGAGCUCGUCAUUCGAGAAGUCAAUACACAAUGCUCGUUCCGUACGGUGACGAUACUUUUGAAGCCAGAUAUGUGCAAUUUCAAAAAACCGAAAAAUAUCUACAGCAAUUAUUGAUUGGACAAACCGAUUAUCGAUCACUGCCGAAUGUGAAAGACAUUGAAAAAGAAUUGUACGUUUAUAAAAUUGAACCAUUCUUGCAUAGAAAUGCCGAAGGUAAGCCUUGCGCAAUAACUGAACAGUCGGCAAUUGCUUUGCUAAACAGAUACUGCGCGAAUUUGUAUAAAUCGAAAUUUGUCAGUUUGACACCAAUUUGGACUCUGGAGAAACAACCGAACAAAAUAUCAGAUACCGAGCACUUGUUUCAGGUGUCACUGACACUGCCGAUUGUUUCGCCUCUGAAGGAAACGAUUGUCGGCGACUGGAUGGAAUCGAUAGACGAUGCAAAGCGAUCGGUUGCAAUGAAGACGUGCAUUAAAUUGAAGGAAAUUGGGGAAUUAAAUGACAAUUUGAAUCCCAUUGGUCCAGACGAUAUUCAGGAGAAUGUCAAUCAUCUUUUUCCAAAUUGGAUCGAAGAGGAAAUUGUUGAUAAUUGUGUGCCGGGGACGUACGGCAAGAAGAGGAAACAUAAUUUAAUUCACCCAAGGGAACUUUAUGGAGCGUUUCCUUGUAUAAAUAAACCGCUAUUUCUUCAUGUGUUGAAAAUGAGACCAACGUUCGCAGAAACUUUGGAUAAUCCUGAAUUAGGAUUUUAUAAUGUGCUGAAGGAAAGUGCAGGAUAUGGAAUACUGACAACGACUGAGCUUCCAGAAAUGCCGAAUUUUCCGAUUUUCAUUAAAAAUGCAACAGUCGAGGUGCAUGUAGAAGUGAAUUUUACAAGAAUUACUUUAGAUAGCGAACAAAUCGAGGCAUUGAAAUAUUUUCAUGGAAUGCUAUUUCAAAAAAUUCUAAAUCUCCUUCAUGACUUUAUGAUUUUCGAUGUGAAUAAUUUGGAAAACAGUUUUGCAAUUGUUCCAGUGAAUGAAAAUUUAGAAAUCGAUUGGAAAAUUAUCGAUUACGGUGUUUCUUUAAAAAAUGCCAAACAACAAAUUUUCAAAGUUAAAUCCAUUUCUACAAACAUCAGUUUCAACGUGCCAAGGGAAAGUAGCAAAAAAUCGAAAGACAACAUCGAUGAUGAAGAUCAUUAUCUUUUACCUGAACUUUGUAAUGUCACAGAAUUCCCAGCAUUGUACUGGUUGAAAGCAAUAGUUUUACCAUCAAUUCUUUAUCGUAUAGGACAAAUCUUAAUAGCGAAUGAUCUGAAGAUUGAAAUGGAGAAAGAGGCAAAAAUUGCUGUUCCAUUUUUGAGGAAAAAGCCUUUGACUGUAACGGCAAUGCAAGUGGAUAAACGAAGAAGGGAAAUUAUAGAAACAGCUUCAGAUUCUCCAUCAAAAAUGGAAGUCUCCGAUCUGCAAGAGGAAAUUGGAUUCUCAAAAAUGAACGUUUUCAAUAUGAAUGUGGAAUAUCCGUGGAUAAUAGAGAAUAAUCUUCCAGAUAUAAUUCGCCAGGCGGAUGUGGUUCAAAUGAUACGCAUCGAAACGUAUUACAAUUUUAAGCCAAAGGAGGAAAAAGAAAAUAUGACAAAAACUGUGGUGAAACCGAAACAAAAUGUGAAUUCCACUUCAAGACUAAAUAUGACACAGCCAGUGAUAAAAUUGCUAACAAACUCUAAAUUCGAGGGUCUGAAUAGCGUUAUUCUAAUGAAGGCUCUAACGAACAGAACGAGCAACGAUAUUUUCGAUCUUGAACGUAUGGAAACACUGGGCGAUUCGUAUUUGAAAUUUGCUGUCUCUUUAUUCUUGUACGAAACCUACAAGAAUUUCAAUGAGGGAAAAUUGACCGCUUUGAAGGGGAAAUUAAUUGGCAAUCGAAAUUUAUACUAUUGCGGUCUAAAUAGAAGAAUACCGGGACGAAUAAAUGUCGAGGAAUUCAUUCCAGAGAGUAAAUUCGUUGUUCCUGCUUUUACUGUUGAAAGAGAAGUUCAGAAAGUGUUAAUUAACAAUGAGAUUUCUUCGAAUGUAUUGCAAGAAGUACAUAUUCCUGACGAGGAGAAGAUCAGCGGCUACAUAACUGAAUCGACUUUAGACGAGAUCAACGAAAGAGUUUUAGAAUUUAACGAUUCAUCAAAUAACUGUCCAAUGGAACACUUUUUAGGAAGACAAAUUGUUGCCGACAAAGUGGUGGCAGACUCUGUGGAAUCAAUUAUCGGCGCUAGUCUUUGCUCCCUAGGCGUGGAGGGCGCGUUAAAUAUCAUCAAAUGGUUUCAAAUAAUUCCAAUGUGGUCGAAAAUUGAAAUGAAGAGCAUUCCAAUAGCCUCGAGUUCACUUAGUGAAAUUGCGGCGGCAAAAGUCAACGAACACAUACCCUGGGCAUCAAUGCUUGAAAAGAAAAUUAACUAUACAUUCAAUGAUCGUUCAUUGCUACUUCAGGCAUUUUCUCAUCCUUCAUACUCACCAAAUGUAAUAACUCCCUGUUAUCAAAGACUGGAAUUUCUUGGCGAUGCAGUUUUAGAUUUUCUCAUUACUUUGUAUAUUUACGAAUCUUGCGAGAAAUUGACUCCUGGCGAUAUUACGGAUUUGCGAUCAGCUUUAGUGAACAAUAUAACUUUUGCCUGUAUUUCGGUCAAGUACGGACUGCACACUUCGCUAUUGGCCUAUGUGCCCAGUUUACAUGAGACGAUAAAUAGAUUCGUCAAUUUUCAAGAGGAAAAAAAUCACGCCGUUGAUGUUGAGUUACUUUGGAUUCUAAUGGAAGAAAACGAGUGCAAUUUGGCUGAACAUGUCGACGGGCCGAAAGUAUUGGGAGACAUUUUCGAGUCAUUAAUUGGCGCUAUUUAUAUUGAUUCCGGCAAAGAUUUGAAGAAAGUCUGGCAAAUAGUGUUUAAAAUGAUGCAACAGCAUUUUGAAGUAUUUUGUGCAGAUGUGCCUAAACAACCGAUAAGAGUUAUUUUCGAGGUGGGGGUUAAACCAAAAUUUUUGAAAUCGUCAGUAAUUGAAUCAACUGGUCAAAUAAUGGUACCUUUGGAAAUUAUUGUCGAGGGGGAGACGAAAUUAUUUCACGGAUUUGGCGCCAAUAAGAAACAAGCCAAAUCCGCGGCGGCGAAACAGGCGUUAAAAUAUUGUCACUCUAAAAAAAAGGCGAAGGAAAGUGACUCAGCCUUUGAUCAAUUCUGCUAAUGUUGUUGAAAUACUUAGAGAAAAGACUUACAAAUUUUUAUUAUUGUUAAAAUUACAAAAUAUUUUUAUUUCUAUUUUUUUAUAAGAAAUUUUUUUUAUUAGAAAUAUGUUUAUAAAUAUAUUGAUUUUUAUAGAAAUUUAAGAAUUUUGUGAUUAUCAUCAAAUGUACAGUAUUAUGUGAUUUUUUUUUAUUUGUUAAUAAUAAUU
Molecule: messenger RNA, 5033 nt
Organism: Leptopilina heterotoma
Lineage: Eukaryota; Metazoa; Arthropoda; Insecta; Hymenoptera; Figitidae
Product: endoribonuclease Dicer-like
Exons: 27
Coding region: 159-4826 (1555 amino acids)
Biological process (GO): apoptotic DNA fragmentation; pre-miRNA processing; siRNA processing
Cellular component (GO): nucleus; cytoplasm; RISC complex
Molecular function (GO): ribonuclease III activity; ATP binding; RNA binding
Source: RefSeq, a predicted model, not a curated record